GUAUGUGCGUGGACGGGGGCGUGUGCAUCGCGCCGCGCCGGAGCCUGGCGGUACCAGGAGCGAUCGAACCUGCGGACGGAAGCGGGGAGCGGCGUGAGAUUAUGGACGGACGUCAAGCAAUGGGACCGCCCGCCUGCCGUUUGAUUCUGUGCGAAGAAUGGCGACUGGGCGGGUGACGUCACCGUCUGUCGAACAAAGACUCCGAGCGGCGGAGGAACAUUUUGGAGUUGGCUUGAACGGCGAGCGAGCUGCGUUAGCAUUAGCGAGCCUCUUAGGACGAGGAUGAGGGAGGGAUCGAUCGGCCAUCACUCGGCUCGAUGCAAAGUCCACUCGGGCGCUCGAUCUGACGUCAGCGCGCGUGCAGCCAAAGUCCUUUUGCACUUUGGACGCCCAAAGGUCCUGCUAACGAUUAGAAGAAGUUGACGGGCCAGGUCUGCACGUGUUUUUCGCUCGUCUGCGUGAAUCCAAAUUGGACGCCUCUUGGUGUGCCUCUUUUUGUUGCCUCGUGGGCUGUCACGGUCACCGUCGAGUCUUUGGAGUGGGCCCGAGCCCAAAGUGACACCUGCCUGCGUCUUCCCUGCCUGCCUGCGUCUUCCCUGCCUGCCUGCCUGCGUGGCUGGCUGGCUGGCUGGCUGCCUGCCUGCCUGCGUGGCUGGCUGGCUGCCUGCCUGCCUGCCUGCCUGCCUGCCUGCCUGCGUGGCUGGCUGCCUGCCUGCCUGCCUGCCUGCGUGGCUGGCUGCCUGCCUGCGUGGCUGGCUGCCUCCCUGCCUGCGUGGCUGCCUGCGUGGCUGCCUGCCUAACCGUUCGUCCGCCUGCCCGCCCGCCUGCCCGCUCCCUGCACGGCUUGUUGACUUGUCAAAGUUUUUGCUUUCGGCCACUGCCAGACUGGGCAGUCCGGUGACCAGUCCAUCGAAUUGGACGAGCGACAAGGCCGUCGACCCGCCUUCCGCCAUGACUCGGCCGUUGGUCCUAGCGCUGGUCCUGGCUCUGGCCCCGCCGUGCGUCCGCUCCCAACCCGAGAGCUGCUUCUCCCGGCAGCACGCCAACGCCGCCGUCAACGCCAGGGUGGCGCUCGCUGCCACCGCCGGCGUCACCGCCGGCGUCACCGCCGCCGCCCGAUCCGCAAAGAGCGAGCAGGAAUGCGUGCUGGCCUGCUGCUCCCAGCGGGUGCAAGCGGGCGCCAAGUGCAACGUGGCGGUGUUUAAUGGCAACAAGCAUGGUGGCGGGGGCGGCGAGGACAACUGCUUCCUGUACCACUGUCCCAAUGAGCGCGACUGUCCGCUGAUGCAGGCGCCGCCCGGCGUGCGCACCUUCGACAUCUUCAAAGGUGUGAUCCACCCAAGCACCGUCCGUCCCGCCGCGACCUCGAUCGCCAGCGCGCCCGCACUGACCAUCGCCGCCGGCCCAGACGUUUUCGUGACCGUGGCGGCCGCCAAGUCGGCGGACAAGGCGGCUACGAAGCAAAAGAAGGCAAAAAGUGACCAGAAGCCAAAAAGUCAAGUGGCGGCGGCUGCGGCAGCACCAAAGACUGCUGCCGCAGCGCCAUUGAGCACUCCGCCUCCUCCGAGCACACCUCGGCCUACGACGUCUGCUGCGAGCGCACCUCCUACGAGCGCUACGACUCCGCCCCCUGUGACGACAACUCCCGCCGCUGCAACGUCCAAGCCGCAGUCUCCUACAACCACGACGACAACGCCGCCUCCUAGCAGCAAGACUCUGCCUCCCACACCUUCUCCUUCAGCGGCACCCGUGACUCCUUCUCCUACCACGAGCACGAGCCCUCCUCUCCUGACAACGCCUUCGUCACGUCUGACCGCAGCCACUCCGAUAACAUCCGGCAGCAGGCGUAGUCAGGCGUCCAAGGUGCCGGCAGGUUCCCAGGAGAGCGGCGGCAAAAUGUCAUCGGGCGCGCCGAAGAGCGGCGUGGUGGCGUUCCUGGUGGCGGGCGCCGUGGCGCUGAUGCUGGCACUGGCUGUGGCGCUGGGCGGGCGCAAGGCUGUGGAGUCUUUCGACAGACGCCAUUACACGCGGCUGGAGCUCACCGACCUCCACUACGACCUGUGAAGCGGCCGGCGACGCUCCACGGCGAGCGAUAAAUGGCGGGACACGGCGAGCGGGGAGAAUAUCUGCAAACUCAGGAAGACGCUCGCCGACGACACGCGGGACUUGACUUGCUGUCCUUUCCUCUUCUUCGAAUCGCCACUGAAUGGUGGAUGAAAAAUGACUCUCUUAUUUCCAUGUUUCAAACGGACAAUCCACUCUGAUUGGGUGACGGGUUGCCCCCCCCCCCCCCCCCCGUCCGUAUCAUCCGUCAGAAAAAUGGUUGUGCAAAGUCAAAUGGGGUGUUGACAGAGAGGAGAUCUCCGUUUUUCUCACUCUGCUUUCAUGGAGGACUUGACAAACGUGUUGUCAGAGAGGCUGAAAUCUUGAGCCAUUUGACAAGUUUAACUUCAACAGUGGCUCCAAAUGAUGAACGGAUUCUCCAAAUAGUCAUUUGAGAUUCAGUCAGUUGUCUCUUGAUGAAUGACUCGUUGCACUUGUCCAUCACCGGCAUGUUGUUCAUCUGCUUACAAGCGCGCGCGCGCGCGCACACACACACGCACGCACACACACACACUUCGUUUUAAGAUGACGCUUUGGUUGUCAUGAAUGGCGAGCGUUUCUUAGCAAUUGUAGUGCUCACCUUGACCACAUAGUGGCGGCAGCAACUGGCCCAAUCGCUCGGCACAACCCCCCCCCCCCCCCCCCAUCAAUUUUUUGCUCAGAUUGUUCAUGCUGCUAUUGGGUUUAAUCCAAAACUAAUCUUGUUCUCCAAUCAAGCAAGGCUUUUUUCAGAGUAUCUUCUUCUUGUACGCAUUAAAAUUGGAACGAUUGUUUUUCA
Molecule: messenger RNA, 2881 nt
Organism: Syngnathus typhle (broad-nosed pipefish)
Lineage: Eukaryota; Metazoa; Chordata; Actinopteri; Syngnathiformes; Syngnathidae
Gene: mansc1
Product: MANSC domain containing 1
Exons: 4
Coding region: 952-2064 (370 amino acids)
Source: RefSeq, a predicted model, not a curated record